Molecule: messenger RNA, 1480 nt
Organism: Cladocopium goreaui
Lineage: Eukaryota; Dinophyceae; Suessiales; Symbiodiniaceae
Source: the annotation of a GenBank genome assembly
AUGGAAGUGCAGGAGGUGUGCUUCCUCCAGGCUAUCCGCCUCGACCAGGCGAGGGCGAGGGCCUGUGGUGAUCAGACUCUAACUUUUCUGCCGCGAUUUGUGGAAGCUCUUCAGCGCGCCAUGACGGUUGGGCCACAUCCACCGUUGCGGCCCGGCAUUGGCUUUUGCCUCAAGGCCAAAAGCACUGGCACUCCCCCAGGGCGAUGGUUUCUCAACAUGACAAUGCACAAGCUGGUAGAGAUGCCAGUGUCCUACUCUGGCCAGAAGGUCUCGAAGGAAUGGAUUCUGACACAUGGCAUUGCAAACCUACAGGUGCCAUUUGACAUGGGAUCUUUCCGUAAGGUGAAAGGAGAGCGUGCCGAGGGUGCAAAGCAAACCACCUGGUGCUUAGAUGUGGUCUUCCAUCCCCUGAUCGUACAGCUCUUCGUGGACGAUGCCUUCUGCAGCAGCACGGAGUCGUUCCGACCCUUCGUCAUCAACCUCACCCUGAAGCGGAUCGAGGAGAGCUUGAAUGUGAAGCUGGAGACCUCAAGCAUCAAGCUGGUGAAGGACUUCAGAUACAAGGAUGGCGAAGGUGGUGACCCCAACAUCCCAAGGGAGUUCCGUGAGCUUCCUGACGAGAAGGAUUCCUUCGAUGAGGAGCUUCGCACGGAGCAGCCGAAGGAGCCCGAAGAGAUCUUGAUCGAGGACCUGACGCCAGAUGUGAGAAAAGCUCCAGUGCUGAAGAAGGGCUUUUUGAAUGGCGGCAAGUCCAAACUUUAUGGUCCUGAUGGCUCCAAAGAGGGCGUCGUCCCGGAGAAUGCUGGCGACCCGCUGGGAUAUAUUCCAAAGAGAUUGAGAAAUCAGUGCAAGAUCGUGGACACCAGAAGUCCUGAAUACCAGGAGCACCAGAAACAAGCAGAUGCGGCGAAGGAGAACAACCGACAGCAGCAGGAGUUUCGGGACACGCUGCUUACGGACUUGGACAAAUGGGCCAAGAAGAGCACGUCCGACAGAUGGGAAGCAGACCUUCCGGAUGGAACAGAGGUAACCAAAAAGUACAACAACGACUAUUCGCGCUUUGAUCAGAUCCAGGAAGAGCUGGAUGAGCCAGCAGAAGAUACCAGAGACUUUUAUUUUGAUGAGAAAGGCGUGCCUCAAAAGUUGGAUCAGCCAAAGCAGACAGAUGGCUUGCCAUCGCAACCGGCCAUGAAGAAAGGUUUUCUUGAGAACGUAAAGAAGGCCUUGUACCCUGGAAGUGGCGAUGCAAAAACCGCUGCGGAGGCCCUGAAGUCGACGGAUCUGGAGCAGCUGGCGCAGCUCAGUGAGAGCGAAAUCAUGGAGCGCAUUGCCCAGAUGUCGCCUGAAGAGAAGUCAAUGAUGAACGACCUACAAUCUCUGCUGGAGGGUGCUGCUUCCAAGACGGAGAAGCACCCCGAGCCACAGCAAUCUCAGAGUGAUGACAGGCGGGUCGUGGAGUACAAAUUGGAGGCAAUAGAGG